GGAUUGCAACAGAGUAGAAGUCAACUGACUCGGAAUUAGUUUGGUUUGCUCGGUAUCGAAAGCAGCCGGCUCUUGGCCAAGUCGUGCUUUAAUACAUCACGUCAAAAUCACAAUGAAUUACAAGGAAAAAAAUUCCGCUCUGCCUCCCGCACAAUAAACAAAUUUUGCUUCCGUCAAGUGAACGUGCCCAUAUUAUGAACACCGAAAGUGAGUUGUUUUAAUUUAAGAUGCGCCUCCGGUUCUUCAUUCUACUUCUGCUUCAAGUCAUGUGCGAGGCUGAUAAUAAGACCCAUCAUCACGACCUCCAAAUUUCCGAAGCGCGCUACUCGCCUUGGUCCCCCUGGAGCCGUUGCAUCGACUGCAUUCAGAGAAGGAUCAAGAAGUGUAUUUCCCCCAAAUGCGAGGAUUCCCGCAUUUACGAAGAAAAACCCUGCGGGAAGAAACGCUGCAAGAGGAAAGCGCGCCAGAAAAAACAAUUCCGGGUCGUACAAUUGAACGAAGAUAGUAGCCAUUUGCUGCGUCAAGCGCCUUCUCGCAUUUGGAGCAAAUGGUCCAACUGGUCGCCCUGUUCGGAGAAUUGCAGGACGCAGAGGAUCAGGAUUUGCAGGAAGCCGGGACGCUGCAGGAAGAAGCAGCAGGAGCAGACGGCCUACUGCUACCACGACAAUUCCAUGUGUGAAAACUACGUUCUGAACUUGUUGGAUAACCAAGACGCAUACGAAAGCAACCGCUACUACCACUACAACAACUUGGACCGCCGCCUCCCGCAGCGCCGCCGCUGUGGGCAGCCUUUCCGCAAAUCGCGAAUGCUGAAAAUCAUCGGCGGCACCGAAUCGAAGAAGUACAAGUGGCCUUGGCACGUUGCCAUUUUAAACAAAUACUACGAAGUGUUCUGCGGAGGCACUCUCAUAGGCCCACGUUGGGUCCUCACAGCUAGUCAUUGCAUACGUCCGAUUUUACGCGUAAGACUGAACGAACAUGACCUAAGGGCUCGAGAUGGACGCGAGCUCGAGAUGACUGUUCACACGAUUUUCCAGCAUCCGAAGUUCAACCACAAAACGGUGGAUAAUGACAUUGCCCUACUGCAACUACCAAGGAGUGUUAAUCUCCCCAUCGCUUGCCUGCCCAAGACCAGGCCCAGGCCCUCGGAGGUUUGCUCCGUCAUGGGCUGGGGCAAGGUCAGGACCAGCGACACCUACGGCACCCACACGCUGCACGAGGCCAAGCUUCCUAUUGUGGCGGCGAGCGUCUGCCGCCGUUCCUACCGCCACUUCCUCAUCACCCCCAACAUGUUAUGUGCUGGUUGGUCGUCAGGGGAGGCCGACACUUGCGCCGGGGACAGUGGCGGGGGGCUCAUGUGCCCCUUCAAACGGCGUUCAAGACUCGCAUACAGCGUCCAAGGCAUCACAAGUUUUGGGGACGGCUGUGGUUUGAAAAACAAGUACGGCAUUUACACCACUGUGUUUAACUACCUAAAGUGGAUCUAUUACGUGAUGGACCACUACUCAUAAUUCAGUAUUCGCAAAUUUAACACUUUUAUAGCUAUUUUUGACAUUAACUGAGCAAUAAACUUGAUUUGUAAAAA
Messenger RNA from Tribolium castaneum (red flour beetle), 1585 nucleotides. RefSeq lists its product as uncharacterized. NCBI's taxonomy places the organism in Eukaryota, Metazoa, Arthropoda, Insecta, Coleoptera, Tenebrionidae. Gene Ontology annotation, molecular function: serine-type endopeptidase activity. The record is from RefSeq and is a predicted model, not a curated record. Bases 228 to 1511 code for a protein of 427 amino acids. The transcript is spliced from 6 exons. Gene Ontology annotation, biological process: proteolysis.